GCACUGUUUACCCGCGCGGUUCUUUUUCCUUCUGAGGGUCUUGUCCCCGGCAGUUCCUCCCGAUUUUUACAUUUCUCAUCGCCCACAAGGAGAGAGUCCUCUUGCUAUACUACCGCAGCAUCCGCGUAUCUAUAUGGACUAUUCUGAAAAUUUCAGUCCUACCGAGUCGGAAGGAGCGGGUGAACAUACGAUUCAUUCUCGGCCGUUUCGUGCGGCAUGGGACGAUGGUGUUCAUGUCGUAAGCGUUGUGGAAGCUGGAUGCUUGGAAUCGAGGGGAAUCUCGUCGUUGUAUCGUGCGUGGCUUAGCGAAAAGUUAGGCGAUUGCUUCGCAGCCGCGCUCGUGCUGCCGAGUCAAUCAAAGGCCAGUUGGACAAAGAGGGUUAUUGGGUAUGAGAUAUAUCCACACAUGUUUCUGCGGUCCAUGAAUGAGACUUUUGCAAUGGCUGCAAAGGGUUCUAUUUCCGGAGAGCUGCUCCGUCUUCGUCGAGCACAGAAAUGACCGGUUUGGUAGAGGUUUUGCGCGGGAGAGUUUAUAGGGCUUCGUGUGCAUUUCGCUAGGAUUUCAGGCAGCUGUAUCAUCCAGGCCGUUGAUGUAACGAAUCUACAUCAACCAUAGCCUGUUGAUAUGUGUCGUUUCCAGCGGACUGCAAGUGUCCACAGACAGUAUCUCGAUUCGACGAAGCUUGAAUAAGGUUGUUGGAACCACUUUUCUCGGUUGAUGUUUUUUUCCUGAUUCGUUGAUUGAUUGAUCUAUUAAUCGGAAUUGAAGGGCGGUUAUUGAACUGGAAAGAGAAGGCGAAAAUCUGCAUCUGCUUCCGUUCUGAAGAUGGGUCGUCUAGGCAAAUUGGCCCACGAUAUGCCCUCGUGUUUCGUCUGGUGUUGCUUUUGCGCCAAGGAUGUCCAUGACGACCAGUACCGUCCUCCUGACGCGGCCCACGAAGGAUCACCUCUUCCGAAGCCAAAACCAACACGACCGCUGCCUAUUCAGGCUACAGCUUACACGCUGGAGGAAAUCAGGCAGUUCACCAACAACUUUGAGCUGAAGCUUGGUGAGGGAUCAUAUGGGCGUGUGUUUCUUGGGACUCUUCAUAAUGGGAGAAAGACGGCAGUCAAGCAAUUGGAUGCAAGCUCACAGUCAGAUUCCGAUCUGCUCGCUCAAAUCAGCAUUAUCAGCAGACUUAAGCAUGACAAUGUGAUCGAGAUGCUGGGCUAUUGUGUUCAAGGUUCACAUCGGUACUUAUCAUUUGAAUACGCUCCCAAGGGAAGUCUGUAUGACAUGUUGCAUGGGAGAAAGGGUGUGAAAGGUGCACAACCUGGACCUCCAUUGCCGUGGAUGGCACGUGUUCAGAUUGCCCUUGGAGCUGCCAAGGGUCUUGAGUACCUGCAUGGGAAGCAUCCGGACCCUGUUAUUCAUCGGGAUGUGAAGUCUAGUAACAUCAUGUUGAUGGAAGACAUGACUUGUAAGCUUGGAGAUUUCAAUCCGAGUCAGCAAGCACCUGAUGUGGCGCCCAGAUUGCAUUCCACGCGUGUGCUGGGUACCUUCGGUUAUCAUGCGCCAGAGUAUGCAAUGACAGGUCAGUUGACGGCAAAAAGCGAUGUGUAUAGUUUUGGGGUGGUCAUGUUGGAGUUGCUAACGGGCCGAAAGCCAGUGGAUCACACCAUGCCAAGGGGCCAGCAGAGUCUGGUGACGUGGGCUGUGCCGAGGUUGACUGAGGAUAAGGUGAAACAAUGUGUUGAUCCCAGAAUCAAGGGAGAAUGGGAAUUGAAGAGUGUUUCGAAGUUUGCACAAUUAACAGGACUGUGCGUGCAGUACGAGGCAGAUGCUCGCCCCCCCAUCAGUAGGGUAGUCAAGGCAUUGACGACGCUUUUACACCCGCCUGUGCCUGUGCACGAGUAAGGCGAGGAAUUUUUUUCGUUUUGGUGAGGGCCUCAGCCAGUUGUUCUUUUCGUCUGGAUUCGAGCUCACAUAUAGUGUGGGCUUAUUGCCGUAUCCUGCAUUCCACGACGUUCCGUCUCUAUCGCCUGUUGUUGUUGUUGUGGUUGAAAACUGGGUAUCAGGCAAGAGAUCUCUUCUUUUCUCCUCUCUGUAGCCUACUGAUGGGUGAUUUUAGCCCAUCAUAUUUCACAGGUCUUCUGUUUUGUCAAUGCUACCACAUUCUAUUCUAUGUAAGUCACCCGACAGUGAGCCGUGUGCUAUUCAUUCAAGGUAAACCUUCGUUUGCUUAAGGACCUCGGUGUGAAGGUAUCGUAUAGAGGCUGUAGAACCUCUCACUAAAUGCCUGCGGGAGGUGCCACUCGCAGCUCAUCCGAGCGAAAAGGGAAGAAGCGGAUCUGGCAUAUCUGGAGGAAACUCGUUUUGUCAACCGAGUUUUUGCAAGCAAUUUGCAGCAGAGGAAGGGCACACUUGAGGUGUGCUGAAACCCCUUGGGCACGUCAUGGUUACGGAGGGUGGCGUUUUCAUCGUUAGUUGCAGUGGAAGUGCAUUGGCACUGAACCAGAACAUCAGCCCCAAGUUGCUGUCGGCAGAGGAUGGAUACAUGUGGAUGGUAGAACAGGAAAUUGCUUCUGGGAUGGAUACAAGUGGGACCUGGACCACAGUCUGUAAAUCAUUGCUCUCCCCGAGUCCCUCUUCAUUUAUUUCUUUUGGUAUGUCAAUAGGUGUUUUCUGUCCCAUUGUGAAAUAGCUGAGUGAGGAGUGAAGGGGCGGUUGCAGGCGAGGAAGACACAGAGAGAGAGAGAGAGAGAGAGAGAGAGAGAGAGAGAGAGAGGGGAGCAGGAGGGGCGUUAUUGUAAAAGGGGCAGCAAGGUUCCUGCAACCGCCUCCUCUUGACGUCGAGGUGCCUUACUGAAUGGUGCUGGGACUCGCACCUGUCUAUAAGUAUAUAUAUGUCCUCUUCUCCCUCUCUGCCUACGGCUUACCGGGCAGUUCUAUUUGACGAUAUAUAUAUAUAUAUAUAUGUAUGUCAUAGGCUGAUGUGAGAACAUAUGUACGGGUGAUGAAGGGCUAUUUGCCAAUUGGUAAGUUCAGUUCUAUGUCGUCUUAUUGCCAGGGAAUAAAGUUGGGCAUCGUAGGAGAAGUAAGGAAGGUCGUCUGCUACUGGGAAUGCGAAGUUUGCCUUUUGAGCACUAGAACACGGUCUGCGUCUUGCACUUUGCACUGUUUUUUAAGCGCAGAAAAUGUCAACGUGUCAAAGUCUUCACUCGGAAAUUUAGAUAGGGUAAUGUUCUGCAGCUUGCCCAUGGAGUUGCUCGAAUGUCGGCGUGUGAAAGUCCUUACAGGUGAACUGGGAUAGUUUGCCAAUGCAGUUGCUCACGGGCUGGAACGUGUCUGUAGAUGCCAUCUCAAGUCGGCAGUACUGUGGAGGAUAGAGAGGACAAGAGAAUGAUUCUCGACCCAUAUACACAUAUAUAGUGGUGGGGAGAAGAAUACAUUCGCUGCCCUGUUGCCACCGAAAGUGGGGUUGCUCAACACUGGGCCACAACAGGGCAACCAUUACAGUAUAUGAAGAAAAAAAAGUAGUCCGUCAUAUCUUUGGUCGUGUCCCUUGUGCACGAUUCUCGUGAGCCCAGCUUGAAUGAGGUGGAUGACAUGCAGGUGACGUCUCAUUGUGGGACUGUUCGGUGAAGGACCACAGGGGUAUUGCAUGGGCAUCGUCCAAGGAGGAGACGGUUCUUGUGGACCUCUUUGCGCGCAGUAUCAUCGUGGAGAUUCAACUCUCUGCUGGUUGUAGAAUGAUUACCGUCAGGUUGGGCCAGGUAUUGGCGAAACUCUUGGUCUCUGAAAGUAUUUGGUGAAUCGUCAGACGAAGUGGGGCAUAAAUAUAUAUCUUGGUUAGAUAGCUCGAUCGAUGCGUGGCAGAUGCCGUCCUGCUCCAGCUGCCAACUCCAGGGCAACUCCAGAAGACAUCAAGUUGUAGCAGAGGGUCUAGAGUGUUUUGCGCGGUAGCGGACUUAUCUGUGGCAGCAACGGGAAGGAGGGUACAUUACAUCGCUUGCUUGGCUGGCAGUUCUGGUACGUUGGCAUUUCAGGCCAGACAUGAGGAGUCGGUAUACUACUUUCAAUCUCUACGCCACAUUCGCUUAUUAUCACUUUUCUUAUUCUGAGAUUGGAUUUGUGUGAACUCACCAUGAAUAAAGUUGAGUAGCGUCUGCAGCAAUCUCCUAUUCCCUCUUCAUCACCCUUGGUAGACUUCCCCCAUGCAGGACAGGACCUCAAAGUUGAGUAGCGUCUGCAGCAAUCUCCUAUUCCCUCUUCAUCACCCUUGGUAGACUUCCCCCAUGCAGGACAGGACCUCCUCGUCAGUCACCCUUGGCAUAUUUCCCCCAUUCAGGACCAGAUGAAAGAAUGUGUCCGCUGUGUGAUGCUUUUUACAGCAAGGGCUGUGUGGUGCUUUGACAAGCAAUAGUGCAGCGUGUGGUUGUGUCUGCUCCUGUGCUUCUCUGAGCUAGCAGAGUGGUCCUCUCUGCAGUUGCAGCUGGCUGGAGCAGUAUUGCUAUUUCCUUUUAUCAUGGGCGUGUCUAGGUUCUGCCGUAGCCUCUACGAGGCGUCAUUCUCUUUGAAGAGGAGUCUGUGCAUGGGGCGGUUGUUCUCCAGAUGCCCGCCCACGAAAUGCGUUUUAUCAUUUAUGCUCUGCGGAAGUGCGGUGUCCAUGGCGUGAUAGCUGUUGCUUGAUGUUGUGACUAGCGCGCUAGCAUCCUUUCAACAGGCGCACCUCAGCCUCGCACCCGAAAUGAGGAUGGCUGGUCGGACGUCGGAAUAUGUGCUCUUGUGGCACACGUUUUUCUUAAUCGGUUGCUGCUCUCCGCCUAUGAGCUUGACACAUUGUUUGUUUGUUUUUUGACACACGUUUCGCUGCCUCUGCGUGCACAGACACAGCAUGGGGAAUUGUGGCUGACGCUGUGAUCGGCUCACGGAUUAGACUGCAGAUCGGGACGGUAGAGCAUCCAUGCAUUUGUGACGGUUAAAUCUGGCCAAGUACGGUGCACCUUCAAUAUGCACGUACUCCUGAAUAGCUGCUCUGUACUGGCCUGAGCACCACUGUGGCACCUGCAGAAAUACGAGUCAUUUGUUGGAUUGCACGGCAGCUCUUAUACCCUGAAUGAGCCUCCUAUUGUUGUCGUCAGGGGGGGGGGCAGGGCGAUGGAAAGCCAGAAUUUUCAUGAGAAAUAGUAGUCUGUUUGGUCUUGCGAUUUUUGAAACGCAGGCAUGCGUUCCGUGAGGGUGCAUCUCCUCCCGAUUCGGCGUUGAAUCUCUCUUACCAUUUUGGUUUCACGACCAUGGUGGUGGAGAGGAGGACGGUGGGCGGUGAUGGGCGCGUCGAGGAAGGAAGGUCUCAUCACUGUUGGCCUUGGGAUCGUCAACAUCCCAACCGGAGCCAUUUCUGUUGUCUGCCCGCAGGAUCUGUGUUGCUAUAAAUGGUUGCUACUUGUGUUGUUGUUAAGCAUAAUGAUCCCCUGAGGAAAAGUGUUCUCCGUGUCACGGAAUUCGAGAUGUGCUCUUCUGCUGUGCUCUUUGCACUUUCACAGUUGCCUUUCUGUAUAUGGGCGGUUACUCAAUGCUGCUAUGUUUUGUUUCUCUUUCUGUUUGCUGAAACUUUUUUUGUCUGUGUGUUUGGAGGGGGGUGAGGCGCAUGUGUGUGUGGGUGUGUGUUGGGGGGUGGGGAGAGAGAGAGAGAGAGAGAGAGAGAGAUGGUCAGGAAGAGUUUGUGGGGUCUUGAAGGGGAGGGGGUCAGGAGAGAGGACAAGCGGUAGGGAUGGCAUAUGCACGGAGGGAGAGCGAAGGAUGAGAGGGAGAAGAGCUACUUGAGUUACAGAGGGUACUCUUGUGGCUAUUUUUGUCAUCAUGUAUUAUAUCAUGAGGUAUAGUACAUUAUGUGGUCAGCAUGGGUGGGUCUCUAGUCUCUUGGUGGUCAUUAGGCGAUUGCGGACAUGAUUAAUGGGUGGACCAGACAUAGUGUCGAUCAUCAGACAAAGCUUCAAAUGAUACCGGAAGCGGUUGUCGAAAGGCAAUCGAUCCCCAGAUAAUGUUUCAUGCUACUCAGUCUUUCUAUUUUUAUUGAGAAUUUGAGAUAAUGAUUACCAUGAAGAGAACACCAAUG
This is a messenger RNA of Chara braunii, 6098 nucleotides long. Lineage: Eukaryota; Viridiplantae; Streptophyta; Charophyceae; Charales; Characeae. The record is from the annotation of a GenBank genome assembly.